Culex pipiens pallens (northern house mosquito) is the source of this 2754-nucleotide messenger RNA. RefSeq lists its product as uncharacterized. The transcript is spliced from 2 exons. Gene Ontology annotation, cellular component: nucleus. The coding region runs from base 112 to 1941 and encodes 609 amino acids. The record is from RefSeq and is a predicted model, not a curated record. Gene Ontology annotation, molecular function: double-stranded DNA binding; protein dimerization activity. Lineage: Eukaryota; Metazoa; Arthropoda; Insecta; Diptera; Culicidae. Gene Ontology annotation, biological process: regulation of transcription by RNA polymerase II.
UAACUUUUACACACUUGUAUGGGAUUUUCAGUUCAACUAUGAUUACACAAUAGUGUGUUACCAUACUUGAGCUGAUAAAUUCCAUACAAAUGUGUAAAAAUUAACUGAACAAUGUGUAAUGUUGAUUCUCAGUGUAACGAGCGCACCCAGAAUUUUGACAGCUGCUUACGGAAGUGGUGUUUUUUUUCAAGUUGCGCGUCGCGAGCCAUUUUAGCAGGUAACAAAAUGAAAACAGCAGUAAAAAUUACGUGUGUCGAGCGAGCUAAACAGUACCCAAAAGGAACACUACAUGCGGACGAAGGCCAAUUAUUUUGUACGUCUUGCAACGUAACAUUGGACCAUACCAGAAAGGCCACCAUCGACAAACACCUAAAAUCGCAAAUCCACAUCGGAAAGGUCCAAAAGCAGCCAAAGGAUGUAACGCAUUCCGUGCAAAAACAAACAACGGUGGUGAGCGCAUUCCACAAAGCCACAGCAUCUCGUGAUGCGCGAAACGUUUCGCAAUUUGAACUCGUGGAAGCUUUCGCAUCUGCAAACAUUCCGCUGUACAAGCUUGAUCAUCCGAAGCUCCGAGACUACCUGUCAAGGAAUGUCAAAAACCUUGGAGUGCUUCCACAGUCCACGACCCUCCGAUCCCAAGUACUGCCUAAGGUUUUCGAUGUCGCACAGCAGGAACUGCGAGAACGUGUUGCAGCAGCUUCUUCGAUCGUGAUUGCCUCUGAUGAAGCCUCGGACCAGCAGGAUAGGUUUAUCUUGCACAUUGUUUUUAUCCUGCCCGUCACUUCCGGACAACAAGACAAGAUGGAGGCAGUCACUGCGAAUCUGGUUUUUCUGGAUAAGGUGAACGCUACAACCGUUUCGAGAGCUAUCAUUCAGACGUUGACCAAGUUUGACGUCGAUUUUGACAAGGUUGUCGUCGUGCUGACGGACAACGCAACUUACAUGACCAAGGCCGUGACCAGCUUGAAAGUGCUCCUGCCAAAUUGCAUUCACCUCACAUGCAACGGUCACAUUCUGAGUCUGGUGGGUGAAACAUUUCGUCGGAACUUCCCUGCUGUGGAUAGAAUGAUUGCUUGCUUUAAGUCUAUCUUUGUGCACUGCUCUUCGCGCAAGCUUCGAUACAGGGAAUUCAUUGGCCGAGAGUGCGGCUCUGAAGUGCCCUUGCCUCCAGUGCCAGUCGUGACUCGUUGGAACAGCUGGUUCAGAGCUGUCGCGCACCAUGCGAAAUACGUCGAGCAUUUUAAGAAGUUCAUUGAAGCCGAGCUACUUGUUUCCGCCCCAACCAGUGCUCUUCUAGAACUGAACGAUCUGUUUAAAACGGAUUCGGUUCGGGUCGAUGUCGUCUUUAUCAUGAUGAACUCGGCCAAAUUGAUGGACCUGCUGACCUGGUUCGAGAACCGUCAAGUAACAAUCCAUUUGGCUUACAACAAGGUGGUUGACCUGAUGGCCGAGUUCGGUUCCAAGGGAGAGAAGGAGAAAAACAAGAUCUACAAGAAGGCGUUUCAAGAUGCAGCUGCCAAGCUGAACCAAUACUACACCGAAACAUCAGCUAGAUUCACGCAGCCAGGCCUCAGCUUCAUGAAAGCUGUCAGAGGAUUCGAUCCGGCUCAAGCAAAAAUCCUUUCUUUGGACGGGCUGAGCGACGGUAUUCCGGAAUGCGCUGAAAAGUUGCCGGAAAUUGAAGGAGAGCUAGCAGCGUACAAACAGUGCGCUCUCGAGAUCGAAGAUGGAGUCAAACCAGCUGCCUUCUGGUUCAGCCAGAAAGACCGUUUUCCUAAUCUGUCCCGAAUUGCUAUCCGGUAUUUAUCUGUCCCAGGAAAUUCGGUAGAUGCGGAGCGAAGCGUCAGUGCAUUCAACACGGUAGACACGGUAAACCGGCAGAGCUUUGAAGAAAACAAUUUGGCAUCACACGCUAUUCUUGUUACAAACUCGAAGAUCUAAGCGUAAGCAGCCAGAAAAAGCAAGCAAAUAAAAUGAAUUGUUAAAACUAAGAGUUGUUUGCCGUAUUUAGUUAUUUUAGUAUUGAAAAAAACACUUAAUUGCAUUUUCUUUCCUUAGUUUUGAAAAGCCGUGAAAUCGCCGCGAAAUUUGGAUGUUUUCUGAAAUGUACACCGCGUAAUUUCUUUUUUUUUGCCGUGAAAAAUCACUAGCCCUAACUGUAACUGACUCAACUAUCGCUAUUCAUGGUUAUAACUUAAUUCGUCAAAACCGUAAUAGACAUGGUGGGGGCGUUUGUGUUUAUCUAAGGCAAAAUAUAAGAUGUAAAAUUCUUAAGAAAUCUCUUAGUGGUGUUUCCACAAAUGGACGGUUUGAAUCCGAUUUUCUGAUACUAGAAUUGCACUGUAAUGGAAAUCGUAUAUUGUUGGCUAUUUACUACAACCUUCCUCCAAACGAUUGUUCCUACUUGUUACGGACACAUAUCGAAGAAUUUUGUUUGAAAUAUGAUCAUUCUUUUUUUUAUUGGUGAUUUUAAUACCGACUUAAGAAAACAAUCUAGGAAAUCUAUUGAAUUUAUGGAUACAAUUUCAAGUAUGUAUUUUACUUGCAUUAAUUCCGAGCCAACUUUUUUCUAUAAUAAUGGUUGCUCGCUUUUAGAUUUAUUUUUAACUAAUUCACCUGAUCUAGUAUUGAGAUGUAAUCAAGUUUCUAUGCCUGGAAUAUCUUCUCAUGAUUUAUUAUUUGCUACUUUAAACCUCGAGAAGUGCACUGACCCAAACGGUUAUUGGUAUCGUGAUUACAUUCACUAUGAUAAUC